AUGAGCACGAGGAAGCCUCCCAAGAGUCGAAUGACUCCGCGAAGCUCUCCGAUCCAAACUCAUCCGAGUGAAGAGGCGACCAAUAAUUUGCCGGAAACUGAAGUGCUGAAUGGCAUCAACUCAGAUGAAAUGCCAACCGAAAAAUGUGCCCCUACACCAUCUCUUUCAGCUUACUUCCUCCAGAACUACAUUACGAGCAUGGCAUUUCACGCGUACAUUGCGUUCGUGCCAGCAAUACUGCAGCCUAUAUUGAGACGGAAUCCCCCAUUUAGCAAGUGGAGCCCGAAUGCAGUAACCGUCCUUUGUGUAUUCGUAGCCAAUGCUUCGUGGAUGGAGUUUUUUGGUUUCAAAUGCACGGCGGAUGCUGGUGCAGCCUUCAUUGCGGCGGUUCAAGAGAAGCGAAUAAUGGCAGUUAGCGGCUCAUCCUUACCACCGACUACAAAACGCAUGUUGUUGCUCGGUGCAAUCUCGGGACUCUUAGGUGCUAUGACAGUCGGGCUACUCAUAGCAUUCUUAAGUGGGCUAAAUCCGUUCGGCGGCAUUCUGCCCCUGCCUCAGGAGGUCUUUCGCCUGUUAGAGAAUAGGGAAGCGGAGCCUUCGAUACUUGUAGAUAUAAUGGACGCGGCAGGGACCAUCAGACAAAAGGCUCUUGCAUCCGCUUUUAUUCAAACAGUCGCUUCAGUUGUCGGUUCUUCCCAUACGAUGUUUGCGACAUUCACGUUGGACCUUCAGCACAUGUUGCACGCCGUCUGCACUUCAGCAGGAUUUUACCUUGAACUUAGGCAUAUACAAAGACUAAACUUGGCGGUACUUCUCUUCGCCGUCGUUGCGGGCCUUCCUUUCUGCACUGUAGUGGGUGGCCCAAUGCUAGGAAUCUCUUUUGCUGCCCUGGUUGCCGGGUGCCGAUUGGAUCCGUGGUGCUUCGUGCUCACCGCUUCUGCAGACUUUUUGGCAGCUGUGGGCGCGACAGUUUGGGUUGGUCCCGUGGCGCAUGCACUUCCUACUGUGCGCGCCUUGACUGCACGGUUCGCUCUACUGGACUAUGCAUUGGGAAUGUCCACCGUAUUCAAUCCCCAUGAGCUUCAGAAGCUGCAACUGUUUAAGUGGUGGGCCAUGCACAGAGAGAACUUGUCGCCCCAGUUCCCCAGAUGUCUUAUCGGCCUUCCUCAUUUAUGUCUUGAGUUGACAAGGGCUAGCUCGCCCUCCUCUGUCUUCUCGAAGUGCAUUGACUGA
Eimeria maxima is the source of this 1233-nucleotide messenger RNA. RefSeq lists its product as hypothetical. The coding region runs from base 1 to 1233 and encodes 410 amino acids. NCBI's taxonomy places the organism in Eukaryota, Apicomplexa, Conoidasida, Eucoccidiorida, Eimeriidae. The record is from RefSeq and is a predicted model, not a curated record. The transcript has 5 exons.